ACCUUCGGUGUGCUGAUCACAGCCAUGGCGGAAUCUGGCGUCACGGAAGAGAGUCUCAAGACUAAGAUCAGGGAGCAAUUACAAGCUACGCAUGUGGAAAUUGAGGAUAUGUCUGGUGGAUGUGGUCAGGCAUACUCGGCGAUCAUAGUCUCACCGUUAUUCGAAAAGAAAACUACGCUUGCGAAGGCCCGGAUGGUUAAUACUGCGCUGAAGGCAGAGGUUGCUGCUAUACAUGCCUGGACGCCGAAGUGCUAUACGCCAGAGCAGUGGGAGAAGGCGAGAGGGAAUCAAGUCAAUGGAGAGGUGGUGAAUGGGACAUCUGCUUGA
This is a messenger RNA of Mollisia scopiformis, 327 nucleotides long. RefSeq names its product bola-like protein. The record is from RefSeq and is a predicted model, not a curated record. Gene Ontology annotation, molecular function: 2 iron, 2 sulfur cluster binding. The annotation marks the transcript as partial. Gene Ontology annotation, cellular component: cytosol; nucleus. The transcript has 2 exons. Lineage: Eukaryota; Fungi; Ascomycota; Leotiomycetes; Helotiales; Mollisiaceae. Gene Ontology annotation, biological process: intracellular iron ion homeostasis.